AGAAGAAGGAACGCAGAAAGCAUAGGAAAUCCUCGGCACCGCAUACACCUGGGCAGAAGUGGGGUCAAGAUGCAGACGAGGGGGAUGAAGAGCAGGAGGCAGAGUUGGAAGAAGAGCCUGGGGAACGGGUGGAAGUAGAGCAGGAAGAGGAAAGCAAGGAAGAGAGAAAGAGGAGAAAGAGGGAGAAGAGGGAGCAGAGGCGGAAGGCGAGAGCAGGUGAGGGGGAAGACGGUGACGGCGAAGUCGAAGAGGCGGAAGUCAAACGACCUAAGAAGCGACGAAAACUAGACGCAGAAGAGGCUGAGGCAGUCGCUGAACCUCCCGAAGAAACCCCUCCUGCCCGCCGUUCACCGACUCCUCCAGCGGCACUCCCCUCCUUCCCCCUUCCUGCACUACCCAACGCUCCAUCAAAAAGAGACCUCGCGCUACAAGGCUUGGACGAGGCGCUCGUGGGCGCCGAGCUCGUUGAUCCGUCGACGACGCUUCCGCUCGGUGAGGACGACGAUGAUCAAACGGGGCUCAGCGAGAGGACAAAAAAGAGGUUAGGGGAGCUUGGGAUAACCGAGCUCUUUGCUGUGCAGACCGCCCUUCUACCGUUCCUGCUACCGCAGGAUCCGGCCAAGCGGGCACUGUAUAUGCCGUACGACCCGCCGCGAGACGUUUGCGUCUCCGCGCCUACGGGGAGCGGGAAGACCUUGGCGUAUGUCCUGCCUAUCGUGGAGAUUUUGUCCACACGGAUAGUGACGAGGCUCAGAGCUCUCGUUGUGUUACCGACGCGAGACCUGGUAACGCAGGUGCGCGAGACAUUCGAGGCGGUGGGUAAAGGCCGAGGAUUGAAGAUAGGCACUGCGACAGGGCAUCACUCUUUUGCGCAUGAGCAGUCCCAGCUCGUUGCGGACAAGUCGCUAGAGCUACAAGGCGGUUCUAGCAAGGUUGACAUACUGAUCUGCACCCCUGGGCGGCUCAUAGAUCACUUGCAUGGGACGCCUAAUUUCUCAUUGCAGCAUCUCCGUUUCCUGGUAGUCGACGAAGCCGACCGACUCCUCGCCCAGUCUUUCCAAGACUGGCUCGCCGAAGUCCUCGCCGCAGUCCGUCCCCCACCCAACCCCCUCCCACUUCCCGUCAUAUCGUCCGCGCUCCUUCCCUACCCCGACGCGCUCGCCCCGUCCUUCCUCCAUCCGCACAUCCCAACCGACUUGGACGAGACAAAAGAGCCCUCGUGCCAGAAGCUUCUGUUCUCGGCGACGCUGACAAGCGAUCCCGGGAAGCUCAAGGCGCUGGGGCUCAGAGAGGCGAAGUAUUUCGUCGUGCGAAGCGCGGAUGGGGAGCAGGAGGGCGUUGCGGAGGGUGUCGCGAUGGAGAAGUUCACGAUGCCCGCGACGCUGAGGGAACACAUGAUCGUGUGCGAGUCCGCGCUGAAGCCACUGAUGCUCCUGUACCUGAUCCAUCACCACGGCGUGAAAAACGCGCUGGUGUUUACCAAGAGCGCCGAGAGCACCGCGCGGCUGGUGCGGCUCGUCGAGUUCUUCGAGGACGCGUGGGCUAAGGGCCAGGGUGACCGGCGCGCGCGCAAGAUCGUUGCCAGAGCAUAUAGCAGCGACCUCCCGCCCGGCGAGCGGAGAGGGAUACUGGAGCAGUUCAGGAAGGGUGAGGUGGAUAUGCUCGUCGCGUCGGAUUUGAUCUCGAGAGGGAUCGAUAUUAGCUCGGUGAGCCAUGUGGUGAGCUACGACGUCCCGGUGGAUAUGCGGAAGUAUGUGCAUCGGGUGGGGAGGACGGCGAGGGCGGGAAGGGAGGGGGAUGCGUGGACUCUGGUUGAGGAGCAGGAGGCCCGGUAUUUCAAAUCGAUACUGAAAGCUGCAAACCACCUCGAACGAGUCAAGAGGAUGAGGGUUUCGGAGAAAGAUACGCAGGACCUUUCUCCGUUCUAUGAUACUGCGCUUGCGCGCCUGCGCGAGGUAUUUUCUCGGGCAUCAUAGCCAAUCAGCCGCCGGUACGAUGCGUCGGAGUCGGAUCGAAAUGCAUGCGAUUGGGUUGGUCGAUGCCGCCGGCUAUCCGCGCCCUCAGAUACCGAUCUCACUUCCCCACCUCUUGGUUCCGUGCAACGAUGGGUGAUCGGGUGGGAGUGCGUUGCUGUAACAUCCUCCUGCC
Gloeophyllum trabeum ATCC 11539 is the source of this 2148-nucleotide messenger RNA. Its product is annotated as DEAD-domain-containing protein. Bases 636 to 1976 code for a protein of 446 amino acids. The record is from RefSeq and is a predicted model, not a curated record. Gene Ontology annotation, molecular function: nucleic acid binding; ATP binding. The transcript has 10 exons. Gene Ontology annotation, cellular component: nucleus. Lineage: Eukaryota; Fungi; Basidiomycota; Agaricomycetes; Gloeophyllales; Gloeophyllaceae.